GUCUAUCUGAGACACUGUCUGUCACUGCAGCUGAGGCAGAGCUAACCUGUGCAGAGUGGGGACACGACGUACGUGUGGGGACACUCAGGACGGAGUUUCAAAGCCUUGGCCCUGUUGAUCUUCAUCCCUGACUUGGGGAAAAGCCAGGAGCUUCCAAAGAUCGGAGGCUGCCCACAGACCCACUGGUAAAGAUGGACAAUCAAGACAAAAAGCAAAAUGGCUACACAGAUGUCCAUGGCCCUGUGGCUGGCAUAUUUCUGGAGAAAACAAAGGAGAAGAUAACCAUAUACCAAGCCAUGAAAAAACGUCUGCUCAAACCAGGGACAGCAUUAGCCCUGCUUGAAGCACAAGCUGCCACAGUGGGCAUUGUAGACCCAAUAAACAACAGAAUACUUCCUGUUGUAGAUGCUGUCAAAGAAGGAAUUGUCGGACUGGAGAUGAAGGAGAAACUUCUUGGAGCAGAGAAAGCCAUCAGUGGCUAUGUAGACCCCUACACCAAUCAAAUAAUAUCUUUAUUCCAAGCAAUGCAAAAAGAUUUAGUCCCAAGAGAUAAUGGACUGAGGUUGCUUGAAGCACAGAUUGCCACACAAGGCCUGUUUGAUCCUACUGAGAAAAAGAACAUUCCAGUUGAAUCCGCCAUUGAAAAGGGCUACUAUGAGAAGGGUUUAAUCAAUGACAGGAUGUCAGAGCUCAAAGUUUUCUACCAUCCAAGUUCGCAAGAAACUCUAAACUACCAAAAUCUCCUAGAGAAAUGUACCAUGGAGCCCGAUACAGGCCUGUUGCUCCUUCCUGUCUGCAUCACCUUCAAAGGUCUGCGAAGAGGCAUCUCCUCCACUGAACUCUUUGAAUCGAAGAUCAUUGACAAAGAAACAUACGAUGACCUACGAGAGGGAAAAACCACAACACAGGAUGUGUUGUUGAUGGAAACCGUGAAAGAAUACCUGGAGGGCAAAGGCAGUAUUGCAGGUAUUGCUGUGCUUUCAACCAAUCAGAGAAUGAGCAUUUACCAAGCCAUGAAACAAGGAAUACUGAUGCCUGGAACUGCAUUAGUUCUGCUGGAGGCACAAGCGUCAACUGGAUUUAUGAUUGAUCCUGUAGAAAAUAAAAAGUUCACUGUGGAUGAGGCCAUCAAGAACAAACUUGUUGGGCCAGAAUAUCAUGCAAAGCUGUGUUCUGCAGAGAGAGCAGUGACUGGAUACAAAGAUCCAUACACAGGUGAAAUAAUAUCUUUGUUUCAAGCACUGUCCAAAGACCUUAUUGUCAGGGAGCAUGGGAUUCGCCUACUUGAGGCACAGAUUGCUACAGGUGGAAUAAUAGACCCAAUCAACAGUCACAGACUUCCCACUGAAGUGGCCUUUAAGAGAGGUUAUUUUAAUGAAGAAAUGAAUGAUGUACUUGAAGAUUCAGGGGAUGACACAAAAGGGUUUUUUGACCCAAAUACAGAAGAUAAUCUUACCUAUCUUCAACUGAUGGAAAGGUGUGUCAUUGAUCCUGUCACUGGAUUGUGUCUCCUCCCUCUCUUGAAUAAAACAGACAGAGUGAACUUUAACUUCAUUGAUUACCAAACUAAAAUGGCCUUCAAAGAAGUGAAGGUGAACCUCACAUGUGGGAAGUACAUGGGAAUGACAGUAUCUCUGUGGGAACUGUUGAUGUCAGAAUACUUUGAUGAACAGCAGAGACGUGACAUCAUUCAGAAGUACAGAGAAGGGAAGCUUGAUAUCAAGAUAAUCAUUACAACAGUUCUGGAAAUCAUUGAGAAGUCUGUGAAAACAACUAAAGUUGUCUUUGAAGGCAUCAGAGAAAAUGUCACAGCCAAACAGCUUUUGGAGGCAGACAUCAUCAGUGAAGAGGCCCUUGAGGAUUUGAAAAAGGGAAAAAAGUCAGUGAAAGACAUGAUGAAAGACGAAAUGGUAAAUGUGUACCUACAAGGAAAAGGCAGCAUUGCAGGUAUUCUGCUUCCUGAUUCUCGAAUCAUGACCAUCUAUCAGGCCAGACACAGAGGACUGCUGAUGCCAGGGACAGCUCUGAUUCUGCUGGAAGCACAGGCAGCAACAGGAUUUAUUAUUGACCCUAUUGGAAACAGAAAGUUUUCAGUGGAUGAUGCUGUAAAAGCAAAUAUUGUGGGGCCAGAUGUCUGUCAAAAGCUGCGCUCAGCAGAGAGGGCAGUCACUGGGUACAAGGAUCCAUAUGAUGGAAAAAUAAUCUCUCUGUUCCAAGCGAUACAAAAAGACCUCAUCGUAACAGACCAUGGAAUUCGGCUCUUGGAGGCUCAGAUUGCAACUGGUGGCAUUAUAGAUCCAGUGAACAGCCAUCGGAUUCCUGUCCAUGUGGCCUAUGAAAGGGGCUACUUCAAUGAGGAAAUGAAUGAAAUCCUGACUGAUCCAAGUGAUGACACCAAAGGAUUUUUUGAUCCCAACACACAUGAGAACCUGACAUACUUGCAGCUCAUAGCCAGAUGUGUCACCGAUCCCAGUACAGGUCUUUGUCUUUUGCCACUCAAGAGCAAAGGUAGAAAAAUAACCAUUGAUGAUAAUCUUCGAGAAACAUUCAAAAUAACAGUUACUGUCAAGUAUGGCAGGUUCAAGGGCAAGCACACAACACUGUGGGAUCUGAUCAGUUCAGAGUAUCUGUCUGAAGACAAACGACAAGAGUUUUUCAAGCUUUUCAAAUCAAGAAAAAUCACACUUGAGCAACUCAUCAUCACCAUUUUAGACAUCAUUGAAAGUAAGGAAAUAAAAAAGCAAGCCGCUCUGAACUUUAAAAGUCUCAGAGGAGAGGUCUCUGUUGUGGAUCUUUUGGAGCUGGAAAUUGUGGAUGAAGAAACAUACAACAGCUUAAUCGAUGGACGUUUGACAAGCACUGCUGUGAUGCAAAUGGACAGAGUGCGAGACUACCUAGAGGGAAAGAGUUGCAUAGCUGGGGUGCUUCUUCAACCCUCAAAUAAGAAGAUUAGCAUCUAUGAGGCACAGAGACUUGGUAUUCUUACACCUUGCACUGCCCUUUGCCUCCUUGAAGCACAAGCAGCCACAGGGUUCAUUGUUGAUCCUCUGAAAAACCAAAAACUUACAGUGGAACAAGCUCUCAGAGAAAAAGUAUUUGGUCCCCAGGUGUAUGAAAAGCUUUUGUCUGCAGAGAGGGCUGUCACCGGUUACACAGAUCCAUACACUGGUCAAAAGAUCUCACUCUUCCAAGCCUUAAAAAAGGAUUUAAUUGUCAAACAGCAUGGCAUCCGUUUACUUGAGGCCCAAAUUGGUACAGGUGGCAUCAUUGAUCCCAUGAAGUGUCUUCACCUACCACUCCAGGUUGCAUACAAGAAGGGAUAUUUUGAUGCAGAGCUAAAUCAAAUUCUGAUGGACCCAACUGAUGACACAAAGGGCUUUUUUGACCCAAAAACAAAAGAAAAUCUCACAUACAUGGAGUUGUUGGGCAGAUGUGUCAAAGAUAAGGAAACAGGACUGUGUCUCUUGCCACUGAAUGACACACCAAAUGCUACAGAAAACCCUAAUAUCUAUACUGACACAGAGAUAAAGCAAGAGUUUGAAAAGACAUCUGUGAACAUAUCAAUGGGACGAGUAAAAUCCUUUACUCUAUGGGACCUGAUUCACUCUAGGUACUUCACAGCAGAACAGCGGCUUGAAAUCAUUGAAAAAUACAGAACAAAGAUGACCACCAUACAGACUAUAAUCACUCUAGUGACUUCCACCAUUGAAACUCUGGAAAAGAGUGAAACUCCCAAGAUGAUAAUGGGAAUGAGAAAGCCUGUCUCUGCACAACAACUUUUGGAUUCUGAAAUUAUUGAUGCAGACACAUUCAAACAAAUGAAUGAAGGAAAACUAACCUUUGAAGCAAUGACCCAGCGAGAAUCUGUGAGAGGAUUCCUGUUAGGAACAGGAAGCAUUGCUGGAAUCAAAGUUUAUCCCUCACAGAAAGUAAUGAGCAUUUAUGAUGCAAAAAAGGAAGAUCUGUUGACACCUGGCAUUGCACUUCUUCUGCUGGAAGCACAAGCUGCAACAGGAUGGGUAAUUGAUCCACUCAAAAACAAAUUCUAUUCUGUUGAUGAGGCAGCAAGAGAGAAAUUAAUUGGACUAGAUAUACAUGAGAACCUUCUCUCGGCUGAACGUGCCGUUACUGGCUAUAAAGAUCCAUAUACUGAUGCAACAAUAUCCCUGUUUGAAGCACUGAAUGAACAGCUGAUUCAAAGAAAUGAUGGUAUUCGUCUUCUUGAGGCACAGAUAGCAACUGGGGGAAUCACUGAUCCAAAUCUAAGUCUCAGGCUGCCUGACCGUGUUGCUAUUAAAAGAGGAUAUCUUGAUGAAGAAAUGAGAACACUUCUGUUAAACCCAACUGAUGAUGCAAAAGGAUUCCUUGACCCAAAUACUAAAGAAAUCCUCUCUUACCGUCAACUGAUAAACAGAUGUGAGAAAGAGCCAGAAACUGGGCUACUUCUUCUACCCCUGCAUACAGAGAAAUCUCAUGCAUUCCACACAGAUGAACAAAUUGAGCUUGCAUUCAAAAACAAAACCGCUACCAUGAAUGUAGGAAAGUAUAAAAACAAAGAGGUCACAUUGUGGGAAGUGUUGCUUUCUGAAUACAUAUCAGAACAAAAAAGGAAGCAGCUCAUACAGCAAUUCAAGACCGGAACCCUGAAAAUGGAGGAAAUCAUUGAAAUACUUACAGUUAUCAUUACAGAGGUAUCAUCCAAAGAAAAGAAGUUCAAAGGACUAAGAAAGCAGGUCUCAGCCAGUGAGUUGUAUGAAUCAAAAAUCAUCUCAAAGGAACUUUUUACACAGAUUAUACAAGGUGAGGUAACAGAAGAGAAUGUUACUAAAAUGGAAUCAAUUCAAAAAUACUUAGGGGCAACAAACUGUAUAGCGGGGGUAAGAGUUGAAUCCACAAAGAAGGUUAUGAGCAUCUAUGAAGCAAAAUCCAAAGGCCUGCUCACCCCUGGCACUUCACUUGUUCUGUUGGAAGCACAAGCUGCUACUGGUUUUGUCAUUGACCCAGUGAACAACAAGAAACUUUCCGUAGAGGAAGCUGUAGCUCAAGGUGUAGUCGGCAGUGAGUGGAAAAAAAAAUUGCUAUCAGCAGAAAGGGCCGUCACAGGCUACAGAGAUCCAUACACUGGAGACACAAUUUCUUUGUUCCAAGCCUUGAAAAAGGAUCUCAUAGUAAAGGAACAUGGAAUUCGGCUUCUGGAAGCCCAAAUUGCAACAGGGGGCAUAAUUGAUCCACUCCAUAGCCAUCGAGUGCCUGUACAGGUGGCAUAUGAAAGAGGUUACUUUGAUGAAGAAAUGAACCAGAUUUUGUCUGAUUCUGAUGAUGACACCAAGGGCUUCUUUGAUCCCAACACCCAAGACAACCUCACCUACAUCCAGUUGGUAGAAAGAUGUGUCAUUGAUCCCAUCACAGACCUGAAUUUACUAGUCAUUGUUAAGAAAGGAGAGUUUUAUUUCUUUGUUGAUGAGGCUACAAAGCUCAUUCUAAAAUCAACAACAACAACAAGAGCAGGAGGUAAAUACCAAGGGAAAACCAUGUCUCUGUGGGAUCUUCUUUACUCCAAAUACAUCACUGAGGAGAAGAGGAGAGAACUUGUGCAGCAGUACAAGUCUGGAUCAAUCACAAUUGAAAGUUUUUUGGAAACCAUCUUGACAAUCAUUCAACAGCAGACAGCCUCGUCCUUAACAAGUGUCACAUGCCAACCACCACAAACCAAAGUUGACAGCAGCACAACCAAAACCACCAUCACCACUACUACAAUCUCAGAAACAAGUCAACUUCCAAAGUUCCAUGGAAUCCGAAAGGAUGUCACUGCAAAUGAGCUCCUAGAAUCCCAAAUCAUCACUGAGGACCUCUACAAAGGUCUUAGCGCUGGAGAAGUCACAGUGACGGAAAUCAGUGAAAUGGACUCGGUACAGAAGUACCUUAAGGGGACCAACAGCAUUGCAGGAGUGUACCUGCAGUCCACUAAGGAGACUCUGAGUAUCUAUGAAGCUAAACUCAGACGCCUACUGACCCCAGGUACUUCUCUGGUUUUGUUAGAGGCCCAAGCAGCCACUGGCUUUGUCAUUGACCCGGUGAAAAACAAGAAACUUUCAGUUGAGGAAGCUGCAGCUCAAGGAGUGGUUGGCAAUGAGUGGAAAAACAAACUGCUCUCAGCAGAAAGAGCUGUUACAGGAUACAGAGAUCCCUACACAGACAAAACAAUUUCUUUGUUCCAAGCCUUGAAAAAAGAUCUCAUUGUGAAAGAUCAUGGGAUUCGUCUCCUUGAAGCACAAAUUGCUACAGGAGGAAUAAUUGACCCAGUGCACAGUCACAGAGUUCCCGUACAAGUGGCAUAUGAAAGAGGUUACUUCGAUGAAGAAAUGAACCAAGUUUUAUCUGAUCCUGAUGAUGACACCAAGGGCUUCUUUGAUCCCAACACCCAAGAGAACCUCACCUACCUCCAGCUGGUAGAGAGAUGUGUCAUUGACCCUGUCACAGGCCUAAGUUUGCUCGUCAUUGUGAGGAAAGGAGAGUUUUAUUUCUUUGUUGAUGAGGCUACAAAGCUCAUUCUAAAAUCAACAACAACAACAAGAGCAGGAGGUAAAUACCAAGGGAAAACCAUGUCUCUGUGGGAUCUUCUUUACUCCAAAUACAUCACUGAGGAGAAGAGGAGAGAACUUGUGCAGCAGUACAAGUCUGGAUCAAUCACAAUUGAACGUUUUCUGGAAAUCAUCCUGACAAUCAUUCAACAGCAGACAGCCUCGUCCUUAACAAGUGUCACAUGCCAACCACCACAAACCAAAGUUGACAGCAGCACAACCAAAUCCACCAUCACCACUACUACCAUCUCAGAAACAAGUCAACUUCCAAAGUUCCAUGGAAUCCGAAAGGAUGUCACUGCAAAUGAGCUCCUAGAAUCCCAAAUCAUCACUGAGGACCUCUACAAAGGUCUUAGUGCUGGAGAAGUCACAGUGACGGAAAUCAGUGAAAUGGACUCGGUACAGAAGUACCUUAAGGGGACCAACAGCAUUGCAGGAGUGUACCUGCAGUCCACUAAGGAGACUCUGAGUAUCUAUGAAGCUAAACUCAGACGCCUACUGACCCCAGGUACUUCUCUGGUUUUGUUAGAGGCCCAAGCAGCCACUGGCUUUGUCAUUGACCCGGUGAAAAACAAGAAACUUUCAGUUGAGGAAGCUGCAGCUCAAGGAGUGGUUGGCAAUGAGUGGAAAAACAAACUGCUCUCAGCAGAAAGAGCUGUUACAGGAUACAGAGAUCCCUACACAGACAAAACAAUUUCUUUGUUCCAAGCCUUGAAAAAAGAUCUCAUUGUGAAAGAUCAUGGGAUUCGUCUCCUUGAAGCACAAAUUGCUACAGGAGGAAUAAUUGACCCAGUGCACAGUCACAGAGUUCCUGUACAAGUGGCAUAUGAAAGAGGUUACUUCGAUGAAGAAAUGAACCAAGUUUUAUCUGAUCCUGAUGAUGACACCAAGGGCUUCUUUGAUCCCAACACCCAAGAGAACCUCACCUACCUCCAGCUGGUAGAGAGAUGUGUCAUUGACCCUGUCACAGGCCUAAGUUUGCUCGUCAUUGUGAGGAAAGGAGAGUUUUAUUUCUUUGUUGAUGAGGCUACAAAGCUCAUUCUAAAAUCAACAACAACAACAAGAGCAGGAGGUAAAUACCAAGGGAAAACCAUGUCUCUGUGGGAUCUUCUUUACUCCAAAUACAUCACUGAGGAGAAGAGGAGAGAACUUGUGCAGCAGUACAAGUCUGGAUCAAUCACAAUUGAACGUUUUCUGGAAAUCAUCCUGACAAUCAUUCAACAGCAGACAGCCUCGUCCUUAACAAGUGUCACAUGCCAACCACCACAAACCAAAGUUGACAGCAGCACAACCAAAUCCACCAUCACCACUACUACCAUCUCAGAAACAAGUCAACUUCCAAAGUUCCAUGGAAUCCGAAAGGAUGUCACUGCAAAUGAGCUCCUAGAAUCCCAAAUCAUCACUGAGGACCUCUACAAAGGUCUUAGUGCUGGAGAAGUCACAGUGACGGAAAUCAGUGAAAUGGACUCGGUACAGAAGUACCUUAAGGGGACCAACAGCAUUGCAGGAGUGUACCUGCAGUCCACUAAGGAGACUCUGAGUAUCUAUGAAGCUAAACUCAGACGCCUACUGACCCCAGGUACUUCUCUGGUUUUGUUAGAGGCCCAAGCAGCCACUGGCUUCGUCAUUGACCCGGUGAAAAACAAGAAACUUUCAGUUGAGGAAGCUGCAGCUCAAGGAGUGGUUGGCAAUGAGUGGAAAAACAAACUGCUCUCAGCAGAAAGAGCUGUUACAGGAUACAGAGAUCCCUACACAGACAAAACAAUUUCUUUGUUCCAAGCCUUGAAAAAAGAUCUCAUUGUGAAAGAUCAUGGGAUUCGUCUCCUUGAAGCACAAAUUGCUACAGGAGGAAUAAUUGACCCAGUGCACAGUCACAGAGUUCCUGUACAAGUGGCAUAUGAAAGAGGUUACUUCGAUGAAGAAAUGAACCAAGUUUUAUCUGAUCCUGAUGAUGACACCAAGGGCUUCUUUGAUCCCAACACCCAAGAGAACCUCACCUACCUCCAGCUGGUAGAGAGAUGUGUCAUUGACCCUGUCACAGGCCUAAGUUUGCUCGUCAUUGUGAGGAAAGGAGAGUUUUAUUUCUUUGUUGAUGAGGCUACAAAGCUCAUUCUAAAAUCAACAACAACAACAAGAGCAGGAGGUAAAUACCAAGGGAAAACCAUGUCUCUGUGGGAUCUUCUUUACUCCAAAUACAUCACUGAGGAGAAGAGGAGAGAACUUGUGCAGCAGUACAAGUCUGGAUCAAUCACAAUUGAACGUUUUCUGGAAAUCAUCCUGACAAUCAUUCAACAGCAGACAGCCUCGUCCUUAACAAGUGUCACAUGCCAACCACCACAAACCAAAGUUGACAGCAGCACAACCAAAUCCACCAUCACCACUACUACCAUCUCAGAAACAAGUCAACUUCCAAAGUUCCAUGGAAUCCGAAAGGAUGUCACUGCAAAUGAGCUCCUAGAAUCCCAAAUCAUCACUGAGGACCUCUACAAAGGUCUUAGUGCUGGAGAAGUCACAGUGACGGAAAUCAGUGAAAUGGACUCGGUACAGAAGUACCUUAAGGGGACCAACAGCAUUGCCGGAGUGUACCUGCAGUCCACUAAGGAGACUCUGAGUAUCUAUGAAGCUAAACUCAGACGCCUACUGACCCCAGGUACUUCUCUGGUUUUGUUAGAGGCCCAAGCAGCAACUGGCUUUGUCAUUGACCCGGUGAAAAACAAGAAACUUUCAGUUGAGGAAGCUGCAGCUCAAGGAGUGGUUGGCAAUGAGUGGAAAAACAAACUGCUCUCAGCAGAAAGAGCUGUUACAGGAUACAGAGAUCCCUACACAGACAAAACAAUUUCUUUGUUCCAAGCCUUGAAAAAAGAUCUCAUUGUGAAAGAUCAUGGGAUUCGUCUCCUUGAAGCACAAAUUGCUACAGGAGGAAUAAUUGACCCAGUGCACAGUCACAGAGUUCCCGUACAAGUGGCAUAUGAAAGGGGUUACUUCGAUGAAGAAAUGAACCAGAUUUUGUCUGAUUCUGAUGAUGACACCAAGGGCUUCUUUGAUCCCAACACUCAUGAGAACCUCACCUACCUCCAGCUGGUAGAGAGAUGUGUCAUUGACCCUGUCACAGGCCUAAGUUUGCUCGUCAUUGUAAGGAAAGGAGAGCUUUAUUUCUUUGUUGAUGAGGCCACAAAGCUCAUUCUAAAAUCUACAACAACAACAAGAGCAGGAGGUAAAUACCAUGGGAAAACCAUGUCUCUGUGGGAUCUUCUUUACUCCAAAUACAUCACUGAGGAGAAGAGGAGAGAACUUGUGCAGCAGUACAAGUCUGGAUCAAUCACAAUUGAAAGUUUUUUGGAAACCAUCUUGACAAUCAUUCAGCAGCAGACAGCCUCGUCCUUAACAAGUGUCACAUGCCAACCACCACAAACCAAAGUUGACAGCAGCACAACCAAAACCACCAUCACCACUACUACCAUCUCAGAAACAAGUCAACUUCCAAAGUUCCAUGGAAUCCGAAAGGAUGUCACUGCAAAUGAGCUCCUAGAAUCCCAAAUCAUCACUGAGGACCUCUACAAAGGUCUUAGUGCUGGAGAAGUCACAGUGACGGAAAUCAGUGAAAUGGACUCGGUACAGAAGUACCUUAAGGGGACCAACAGCAUUGCCGGAGUGUACCUGCAGUCCACUAAGGAGACUCUGAGUAUCUAUGAAGCUAAACUCAGACGCCUACUGACCCCAGGUACUUCUCUGGUUUUGUUAGAGGCCCAAGCAGCCACUGGCUUUGUCAUUGACCCGGUGAAAAACAAGAAACUUUCAGUUGAGGAAGCUGCAGCUCAAGGAGUGGUUGGCAAUGAGUGGAAAAACAAACUGCUCUCAGCAGAAAGAGCUGUUACAGGAUACAGAGAUCCCUACACAGACAAAACAAUUUCUUUGUUCCAAGCCUUGAAAAAAGAUCUCAUUGUGAAAGAUCAUGGGAUUCGUCUCCUUGAAGCACAAAUUGCUACAGGAGGAAUAAUUGACCCAGUGCACAGUCACAGAGUUCCCGUACAAGUGGCAUAUGAAAGGGGUUACUUCGAUGAAGAAAUGAACCAGAUUUUGUCUGAUUCUGAUGAUGACACCAAGGGCUUCUUUGAUCCCAACACUCAUGAGAACCUCACCUACCUCCAGCUGGUAGAGAGAUGUGUCAUUGACCCUGUCACAGGCCUAAGUUUGCUCGUCAUUGUAAGGAAAGGAGAGCUUUAUUUCUUUGUUGAUGAGGCCACAAAGCUCAUUCUAAAAUCUACAACAACAACAAGAGCAGGAGGUAAAUACCAUGGGAAAACCAUGUCUCUGUGGGAUCUUCUUUACUCCAAAUACAUCACUGAGGAGAAGAGGAGAGAACUUGUGCAGCAGUACAAGUCUGGAUCAAUCACAAUUGAAAGUUUUUUGGAAACCAUCUUGACAAUCAUUCAGCAGCAGACAGCCUCGUCCUUAACAAGUGUCACAUGCCAACCACCACAAACCAAAGUUGACAGCAGCACAACCAAAACCACCAUCACCACUACUACCAUCUCAGAAACAAGUCAACUUCCAAAGUUCCAUGGAAUCCGAAAGGAUGUCACUGCAAAUGAGCUCCUAGAAUCCCAAAUCAUCACUGAGGACCUCUACAAAGGUCUUAGUGCUGGAGAAGUCACAGUGACGGAAAUCAGUGAAAUGGACUCGGUACAGAAGUACCUUAAGGGGACCAACAGCAUUGCAGGAGUGUACCUGCAGUCCACUAAGGAGACUCUGAGUAUCUAUGAAGCUAAACUCAGACGCCUACUGACCCCAGGUACUUCUCUGGUUUUGUUAGAGGCCCAAGCAGCCACUGGCUUCGUCAUUGACCCGGUGAAAAACAAGAAACUUUCAGUUGAGGAAGCUGCAGCUCAAGGAGUGGUUGGCAAUGAGUGGAAAAACAAACUGCUCUCAGCAGAAAGAGCUGUUACAGGAUACAGAGAUCCCUACACAGACAAAACAAUUUCUUUGUUCCAAGCCUUGAAAAAAGAUCUCAUUGUGAAAGAUCAUGGGAUUCGUCUCCUUGAAGCACAAAUUGCUACAGGAGGAAUAAUUGACCCAGUGCACAGUCACAGAGUUCCCGUACAAGUGGCAUAUGAAAGAGGUUACUUCGAUGAAGAAAUGAACCAAGUUUUAUCUGAUCCUGAUGAUGACACCAAGGGCUUCUUUGAUCCCAACACCCAAGAGAACCUCACCUACCUCCAGCUGGUAGAGAGAUGUGUCAUUGACCCUGUCACAGGCCUAAGUUUGCUCGUCAUUGUGAGGAAAGGAGAGUUUUAUUUCUUUGUUGAUGAGGCUACAAAGCUCAUUCUAAAAUCAACAACAACAACAAGAGCAGGAGGUAAAUACCAAGGGAAAACCAUGUCUCUGUGGGAUCUUCUUUACUCCAAAUACAUCACUGAGGAGAAGAGGAGAGAACUUGUGCAGCAGUACAAGUCUGGAUCAAUCACAAUUGAACGUUUUCUGGAAAUCAUCCUGACAAUCAUUCAACAGCAGACAGCCUCGUCCUUAACAAGUGUCACAUGCCAACCACCACAAACCAAAGUUGACAGCAGCACAACCAAAUCCACCAUCACCACUACUACCAUCUCAGAAACAAGUCAACUUCCAAAGUUCCAUGGAAUCCGAAAGGAUGUCACUGCAAAUGAGCUCCUAGAAUCCCAAAUCAUCACUGAGGACCUCUACAAAGGUCUUAGUGCUGGAGAAGUCACAGUGACGGAAAUCAGUGAAAUGGACUCGGUACAGAAGUACCUUAAGGGGACCAACAGCAUUGCAGGAGUGUACCUGCAGUCCACUAAGGAGACUCUGAGUAUCUAUGAAGCUAAACUCAGACGCCUACUGACCCCAGGUACUUCUCUGGUGUUGUUAGAGGCCCAAGCAGCCACUGGCUUUGUCAUUGACCCGGUAAAAAACAAGAAACUUUCAGUUGAGGAAGCUGCAGCUCAAGGAGUGGUUGGCAAUGAGUGGAAAAACAAACUGCUCUCAGCCGAAAGAGCUGUUACAGGAUACAGAGAUCCCUACACAGACAAAACAAUUUCUUUGUUCCAAGCCUUGAAAAAAGAUCUCAUUGUGAAAGAUCAUGGGAUUCGUCUCCUUGAAGCACAAAUUGCUACAGGAGGAAUAAUUGACCCAGUGCACAGUCACAGAGUUCCCGUACAAGUGGCAUAUGAAAGAGGUUACUUCGAUGAAGAAAUGAACCAAGUUUUAUCUGAUCCUGAUGAUGACACCAAGGGCUUCUUUGAUCCCAACACCCAAGAGAACCUCACCUACCUCCAGCUGGUAGAGAGAUGUGUCAUUGACCCUGUCACAGGCCUAAGUUUGCUCGUCAUUGUGAGGAAAGGAGAGUUUUAUUUCUUUGUUGAUGAGGCUACAAAGCUCAUUCUAAAAUCAACAACAACAACAAGAGCAGGAGGUAAAUACCAAGGGAAAACCAUGUCUCUGUGGGAUCUUCUUUACUCCAAAUACAUCACUGAGGAGAAGAGGAGAGAACUUGUGCAGCAGUACAAGUCUGGAUCAAUCACAAUUGAACGUUUUCUGGAAAUCAUCCUGACAAUCAUUCAACAGCAGACAGCCUCGUCCUUAACAAGUGUCACAUGCCAACCACCACAAACCAAAGUUGACAGCAGCACAACCAAAUCCACCAUCACCACUACUACCAUCUCAGAAACAAGUCAACUUCCAAAGUUCCAUGGAAUCCGAAAGGAUGUCACUGCAAAUGAGCUCCUAGAAUCCCAAAUCAUCACUGAGGACCUCUACAAAGGUCUUAGCGCUGGAAAAGUCACAGUGACGGAAAUCAGUGAAAUGGACUCGGUACGGAAGUACCUUAAGGGGACCAACAGCAUUGCAGGAGUGUACCUGCAGUCCACUAAGGAGACUCUGAGUAUCUAUGAAGCUAAACUCCGAUGUCUACUGACCCCAGGUACUUCUCUGGUUUUGCUAGAGGCCCAAGCAGCCACUGGCUUUGUCAUUGACCCGGUGAAAAACAAGAAACUUUCAGUUGAGGAAGCUGCAGCUCAAGGAGUGGUUGGCAAUGAGUGGAAAAAGAAACUGCUCUCAGCAGAAAGAGCUGUUACAGGAUACAGAGAUCCCUACACUGAUAAAACUAUUUCCUUGUUCCAAGCCUUGAAAAAAGAUCUCAUUGUGAAAGAUCAUGGGAUUCGUCUCCUUGAAGCACAAAUUGCUACAGGAGGAAUAAUUGACCCAGUGCACAGUCACAGAGUUCCCGUACAAGUGGCAUAUGAAAGAGGUUACUUCGAUGAAGAAAUGAACCAGAUUUUGUCUGAUUCUGAUGAUGACACCAAGGGCUUCUUUGAUCCCAACACUCAUGAGAACCUCACCUACCUCCAGCUGGUAGAGAGAUGUGUCAUUGACCCUGUCACAGGUCUUAGUCUACUCCCCUUGAACAGAUGAUGGAAAGAAAACCGUGACACUACCAUUGACUUUGUUUGGUCAGCAUAUAUAUCAUGUUUUUGUGCUAAUUUCCCCAAGUACUUUUUUGUCAAAUUAACAAAAUCAUUUCCGUGCAUGUCUUUCACAAUUUUACUUUUAUUUCAACCUGUGUUGACCACAUAGAAUAUAUACUGUAUAAACAACACAACAAUACUGUAUCAAUAAGUGUUUUCAUUUAUGGUUUCCUUCACCCCUUUCUCUGUUCAGUACUAUACACCCCUUAAGUCAGCAUACACCAGAGUGGUAGCAGUUGCAUUUGAUGUUGAUGUUUGAUUUGUGGGUCGAUGGAUUUGAGUUUUUCUACAUUUACACUCAAUAUAUAUUCUUAGUAAGUGAAACAUGGGAAUAGGAAAUUGUUGUUUAAGGCCUGUUUACACUUCAGUAUGGAGCCAACCAUGCGUUUCUUUUGUCUUGCAGUUUUAUUGUAAAAAACAAAUAAAUAAUCAAAUUAAUAUAAUAGUCUUUCUUUCAAUGGUAACAUGUCAUGUCGGUGAAAGUCCCAUUAAGUACCCAUGAUAAUUUUAGUUCAACAAAUUGAAAAAUGUCUACCUGGUCUUUAUAGUAAAGAGAACAAGAACCACUAGUGGAAACAACUAGCAAGUAGUGCUGAACAUAAUUUAUUUCAAAUAUUUUAGACAAACUUUCUUUUUUUUUUUUUCAAAUUAUCCAAUGUAAAAAGUGUAGAAAAAGGGUCAUUUGAGAAAUUCUGAUAUACACAAAUGAUUGAGAACAACCCCAGCUCCUGUUUUCAUUGACAUCUAAGCAGUUCCAGUCCAGUUAUUACAAGAUUUGUAAUUGAAUAGUAAAUUUAAAUUUAACCACCAACACCAGUGCAGUCUCAAGAUGUAAUCUACAUGAAGUGGAGUUGAGAUUAAUAUGAACCAGUAUGAGUGUGAAUGCAAUGAGACCUACAUGUGUAAUGCACUUGUGGAAACUUUUAUAAAAAAGUGUUGGGAUAA
This is a messenger RNA of Solea solea (common sole), 15004 nucleotides long. It is a transcript of the gene eppk1, whose product is annotated as epiplakin 1. The record is from RefSeq and is a predicted model, not a curated record. Gene Ontology annotation, cellular component: cytoskeleton; cytoplasm; membrane. Gene Ontology annotation, molecular function: structural molecule activity; keratin filament binding. Gene Ontology annotation, biological process: intermediate filament bundle assembly; wound healing. Bases 192 to 14006 code for a protein of 4604 amino acids. The transcript has 3 exons. NCBI's taxonomy places the organism in Eukaryota, Metazoa, Chordata, Actinopteri, Pleuronectiformes, Soleidae.